This is a messenger RNA of Labeo rohita (rohu), 7377 nucleotides long. It is a transcript of the gene fgd1, whose product is annotated as FYVE, RhoGEF and PH domain containing 1. Gene Ontology annotation, cellular component: cytoplasm. The record is from RefSeq and is a predicted model, not a curated record. Gene Ontology annotation, biological process: cytoskeleton organization; filopodium assembly. Gene Ontology annotation, molecular function: guanyl-nucleotide exchange factor activity; metal ion binding. Lineage: Eukaryota; Metazoa; Chordata; Actinopteri; Cypriniformes; Cyprinidae.
GAGUCCCACAAAAGAACAGACAAGCAACCGGUGGAGAGCGACGAGAGCGGAACUGUAACAUUUCAACAUUGUAACAAUGGAGCGUUGCGACAUUGUAUCGUUUGUUUUGUUUGAGGAUCCCGCGUAAAAAAAAAAAAAAAAAUCCACGCCGACAGCCGGAGGAGUUUUCAAACGGCGAAUGUGGAUUGUGUUUGAAGCAGCUGAGUGUGCAUAUUUUCGGAUACGGUUCUACCGAAAGGAAACGGGGGGGAGAAACCGUCGGAAUAAUAACGACAAUAUGCGGCGCCGUUUACAUUCCGCACGCAGAAGUUUAGGGAAGAUGAAAUGGGAAAGUUGGUUUUAAAACGCGCGAGCCAAUGUGGUUCUUCGAAGCUGUUUUGCAUUGGAAACGUCACGUUGUAACGUUAAUCUCUUCUGUUAUGGAUUUAUAACGCUGUUCGCUGCUUCUGUACGUUCUGUGACCGCGAGCCUGCAAAUGGCAUAAGAAGAUGAUUGAAUUCCACAAAGGUCAUUGCGCAUUGGGAGCUCUGUGUGUCACAUCUGCUUGGACUUGUACGUGGUUUUGGUUCGACUGAUCGUUGAUGGCUGUUUCUGUUCGGAUUUACUCUCCACCGGCUGAUCAGGGGGGAUCGAUCCGCCUGAUUCACCCUUUCCAGCAUCUACAGGAGGACGAGGACGACCUCGGGACGCGAGAGUGCCUGGUGCUUUUGGAUCUGGACUGUUUUGAAGAUUCAGCUUUUAUAUCUGGACCUGGAUUAUAAAGCCCAUUCCCUGGAAAUAAUCAUCCGCGUCUUGCGUCCUGUAUGUCUGCGUGAGGGUUUUGCAGGCAGGGAUGCAGCUGAAUCGACCCAAGAGCGCGCAUCUCAUCAGCUCCAGUCCGCACAAUUCAUCCUCCUAUUCCAGCCAGUUCAAAAACAUGCGCUUCUCAUACCACAUCAGCAGCGGUUUACCCAGUCCACAGCCUGCCCUGCGCAGAUCAGGCCCGUCCACUGCCAGUCCACGGCUUCUAACCAAGAGUCUGUCCCUUGAGCCAGGCCCCUGCCUCGGAGCCCACGAGACCCCACAGCGCCUCUGCUCUGACCCUGGACCCCUGGAACCACAGCACUGCAAUGGCACAAGUGAGAACGGACCACAGGACGUCCCGCCUCCACCCCCUAAAACACGCCCACCUUUACCUGGGCCAAAGCCUCAAGUGCCCCCGAAACCCCCUCAUCUACAGCAGCAGAGCGCUCGACGGCCACGCCCCCCGGACAAACCCCUCCCACCUCCACCCUCCCGCCCACUCCCAGCCGACCCCCGCCAAUCACGCGCCACCUUACCGAGAGCAGAGGGAAGCUCCUCCCCCACUUGUGUCCUUUCGCUCAUCGAGAAGUUUGAGAGGGAGCAGAUCAUCGUGGUGCCAGAUAUCACCGGGGGCGUGAUGUGUACUCCACGGGUCCCCGAACAGCAGGCCGCAUCUGGGUCGUUUAGCCCUCCACCCUCAGAGUUCAUCCUGCCCUGCACGUCUCUUCAGGAACCACUAGAGGCGCCGCUGGCCGAGGAGGAGGUCGAAAAAGAAGAAAAGGAUGAGGAAGAAGAGGUGGACGAAACCGAGGAGGAUGACAGCGAGCUCGGGGCGUCCUGCUCAGAAAAGCGUCUCUCUAUGGAAUCGGGCUACGGUGCCUCCGAUAAACUGCUGGACAACAUGGAAAUGAGGGACCUUACAGCCAACCAAUCAGAAAUCCCCUCGGAUCGCUUGUCCCUCCCACCGUCGCAGAUGGAUGGGAAGCUGGCCAAUAGAGACAGUGGUAUUGACAGCAUCAGCUCGCCCUCACACAGCGAGGAGCUCUGCUUCGUCGGGGACGAGGAUCGGGUCGGUCACGAGAGGGAGAUUUGCCCCUGCAGCCCGGGGCCCGGGCUUCCUUGCGGCUAUGCCGAGGGGCCCGAAGGAGAAGGGGCCAGUGGUGUGGAGGGCGGCAGGGACUCAGAGGGAGACAGUGAUAUGGAGGAGGGCAGCGGGGACGAGAGUGAGAUGAACCCCAUGGCCCUACAACCUCUGCCUAAAGCUGAACGACAAGACUCCACUGAGCUGUCCGUCCAGCAGCGGGUGUUUAACAUUGCUAAUGAGCUGCUGCAUACGGAGAAGGCUUACGUGUCCAGACUGCACCUCCUGGACCAGGUGUUCUGCGCCCAGCUGAUGGAGGAGGCUCGAGCGCGGAGCUCCUUCCCCUGCGAGGUGGUCAUGGGCAUCUUCUCCAACAUCUGCUCCAUCUACUGCUUCCACCAGCAGUUCCUGCUGCCCGCGCUGGAGAAACGCAUGGAGGAAUGGGAUCUGAACCCCCGCAUCGGAGACAUCCUGCAGAAACUGGCGCCUUUCCUGAAGAUGUACGGCGAGUAUGUGAAAAAUUUUGACCGGGCCAUGGAGCUGGUGAACACCUGGAUGCAGCGCUCGUCUCAGUUCAAAGCCAUCAUUCACAACAUCCAGAAAGAGGAGAUGUGUGGGAAUCUCACCCUACAGCACCACAUGUUGGAGCCUGUGCAGAGGAUCCCUCGUUACGAGCUCCUGCUCAAAGACUAUCUGCACCGUCUGCCAGAGGACGCGGACGACUUCAAAGACGCUCAGAAAUCUCUGGAGCUGAUCGCCACAGCGGCAGAACAUUCAAACGCCGCCAUCAGGAAAAUGGAGCGCAUGAGAAAGCUGUUGAAAGUGUACGAGUUGCUCGGUGGAGAAGAGGACAUUGUUAACCCGACUAAUGAGCUCAUUAAAGAGGGACACAUCCUGAAACUGUCGGCUAAAAACGGGACAUCACAGGACAGAUAUCUCAUUCUGUUCAAUGACAGGUUGUUGUACUGCGUUCCCAAACUGAGGCUGAUUGGACAGAAGUUUGGAGUGCGAGCGCGGAUCGACGUAGACGGCAUGGAGCUAAAGGAAACCAGCAGCAUGAACGUACCACGAACGUUUUUAGUGUCGGGAAAACAACGCUCGCUAGAACUGCAAGCAAGGACGGAAGAGGAGAAGAGAGAUUGGAUUCAGGCGAUUCAGGCCACCAUACAGAGACAUGAACAGACGCUGGAGACCUUCCGUAUGCUCAACUGCUCGUUUCGGGAGGAGGAUUUUACUCCUCCGAACUCCCCGAAUUGCACAGAGCUUGGAAAGCGAGCGCCCACUCCAAUCCGGGAGAAAGAGGUCACGCUGUGCAUGAAGUGUCAGGAGCCUUUCAACUCUAUUACCAAAAGACGGCAUCACUGCAAAGCCUGCGGACACGUGGUGUGUGGAAAGUGUUCGGAGUUCCGUGCUCGUCUGUUGUACGAUAACAACCGAGCCAAUCGCGUGUGUAUAGACUGCUACACCACGCUAGUGGGAGUGCCGCCCUCUCCGGCCAGUCUGAGCAACAGCACACAGAGGCGCCGCUCCAUUCUAGAGAAACAGGCCUCGGUGGCAGCUGAGAAUAGCGUGUUGUGUAGUUUCCUGCAUCAUAUGGAGAAGGGAAGUGGACGUGGAUGGCAGAAGGCCUGGUUUGUCAUUCCUGACAAUGAACCACUGGUGCUGUAUAUCUAUGGUGCUCCGCAGGAUGUCAAAGCCCAGCGCAGUAUUCCCCUCAUCGGCUUCGAGGUGUCUCUACCCGAAUCCAGUGACCGUCUGGAACGUCGCAACGCCUUCAAAAUGAGCCAGAGUCAUUUGACCGUUUACUUCAGUGCCGACUGUGAGGAACUGCAGCGACGCUGGAUGGAGGUCUUAUCGAGAGCCGGCAGGGGCGAGGAGCUGCAGUCGAACGGUCCGAUAUCCGAGGCCCUCGAGGAAGAAGCGGAGGAGCCAGUACCUACGGGAGAAAGCACAUGAUUGGCUGAAAAUAUGAUAUCGUUUUGCACACACAAACUGUACAAAUGUGACCACAGCGACAGGAUAUAAGACAAAAACACACAUACACACACACACACGUAUACCUUCUCUCUUACACACAUCUGUAUUAAUUGUCAGUUGUAAAUUGCAUGAAAUAUCUACAGGUACGUUUCUCUGUGUAUUGCUCAUCUUGUGUGAGUGACCAGUGUUUGGAACAAUCUGACAAAGCGUGCACGCUUUAAAGACGACUUUCGGCCGCUAGCAGUUUCUGUGUUAAAUCGACUGUUUCUGCCAAAUCUCAAAGUGUUGCGGUUUCUCGAUUGAGGCUAUGGUUUAGCAAAGUGAGACGGUUCUACGCUUUGGUGGCUGUGCGUGAAUGUUAGGCCUGGGUUUGUGAAAGGUUUAGGCAACCUAGAGAGUCUUCAGUAAAAUACCCUAGCAAGCUGAAUGACUGAUUUUGUUGAUUUCAGAUUGGCAAAAGUCAGUCGACCAUUAAUCCUCCCAAUAGUAAGAGGAUCAAAUCCUGGAUUUCACAUUUCGAUUACAUAUUAAACAUCGGCUAUUGCGUCUAGUAGUGAAUUGUGACAGGAUUGGCCACAUGAACUGUUGUUCAGCUAUGCAAGCCUGUGUUUAUCCCAGAAACAUAGUGUACAUGUGUGGUAAUCAGGAACUGCUGGAACGUAGCAGGAAUAUUUAUUAAGCGGGUUUUAACCACUCACAACCAACAGAAAUAUGUGCUUCCUGUUGACUCCACGGUCCUUCAGCUCAGAAAACACAGACAAAUGUACUCUGCCACCUAGUGGACGCUCAUCAUAGCGCACAGACACAUCUAAGAGCUGACAAGUAUCCGAAUUUAAUACAUGACCCUGGAUCACAAAACCAGUUGUAAGUUGCAAUAGCCAAAAAUACAUUGUAUGGGUCAAAAUGAUUGAUCAUUUUUCUUUUAUGCCAAAAAUCAUUGGGAUAUUAAGUAAAGAUUAUGUUCUAUGUAAGUUUCCUACCGUAAACAUAUCAAACCUUAAUUUACUUAAUAGUAAUAUGCAAUGCUAAGAACUUCAUUUGGACAACUUUAAAGAUGAUUUUCUCAAUAUUUACAUUUUUUGCACCCCCAGAUUUUUAAAUAGCUGUAUCUCAGCCAAAUAUUGUCCUAUCCUAACAAACCAUACAUCAGUUGAAAGCUUAUUAUGUAUAAAUCUCAAUUUUAAAAAAUGACCCUUGUGGUUUUGUGGUCUAGGGUCACAUAUCAAAUGAGAAACUUUUCUAUUUUGCAUAUAAGUAAAGUAAAUGACGCUUGUUUUUAAUGACCAUUAAGAUUUUUGUUACACUGUGACAUUGUUUGCUAUUAAAAAUCUCAUUAUUUUAAGGUGAAAUAAAUGAUAUAUUAUUUAAAUUGUAAAAUAUUUAUAAAGUGUAGUAUUAUAUGUUGUACUGUCUUUAAUUUAUGACUAUUUAAAUAAAAAAAAACAUUGUGCGUUACAGUAAUGAGAAACUGAUGAGAACUAUUGAGUAUAAUAGGAAUUCUUUUUUUUAAAAUGUAAUUAAAUAGUGUCACAAUGUAAAAAAAUACUUAAUGGUGCUAAAAAUAAGCAUUUUCAAAAUUGAAAAUAAAAUAAUUUUUUAUUUCAAGGGUGAAAUGUAUGGAAGCUUGUUUCUGUCAUGGGAUUAAACAAAUAAGGUAAUUUUGACCUUUUAUCUCACAAUACUUUAUAUAAACUCAGAAUUGCAAGAUUGAAACCGAAUUCCCAAUAUCAAUAGUGAGAUAUAAACUUGCAAGAAAAAGUCUUUUCAAACUUUCUGGUCAGGCUUUUUCAAGCCAACUUCAAAGCUUGUCCCGACUUUUUAAUUUAGUUUGUUUCUGCUUUCUAAACACUGGUUGUAAAUCAUGAUAUUCAUCAAAUCAAAAAAAAGAUGUCAACUUAAUAGCAAGUAAAUGAUAUAUACUAUAAAAUCAAAAUAUUUUACAGAUAAUAUUAUACACAGAUAAUACAGAUAAAAUUCAGCAAAGAGUCGCACACGUUGUAAAAAUAUAUAUCUUGCAGUCAUGACAUUUAUGUAAUAUUUUUCCCUCAGAAUUGUGAGAAACAGACCACAUUGUGAGAUAUAAACUCUGAAUUGUGGGAAAAAUGGAAAUAAUCACAGUUUCCUUUUCUGUUUAUUUCUUUUUUAUACGGUGGUGAAGACAGGCUUCCAUAGAAAAAUGUGACCUGGACAUGUUUUUGUGAGAUUCACCCCCUCGACUGUCCCGUUUGCUCGAACUGUAGGGAAAAACAAUUCUGAGGAGGCAAACGUGUGUAACGGGAACGUUUCAAUCGAAGGAAAUGACAGGGCUCUCCCUACAGGACAACAGAGGUUUUAUCCUGUGUUUUGAGUGUGCGUGAGUGAUUUUAUGAAUGUGGCAUUUGAUGAGACUGCAGAUAGAUCAUAUGAAGAUUUUAGGUGUUUGAAUCGGGCUAGUUUUUAUCAUUGUAAACUCAAUGAUAUCCCUGCCUUAUUUAGAGGGUUUUUUGAUAAAUAUAGAAUAUAUAUAAAUAAUAAAAAAAGGUCAAAGUUUUGAUGAGGAUAUCAAACGUUUUCAACCGUGUUGUAUUUGUGUAUGAAAAGUGCAGAAGAUUAAAGGACGAAUUCAUUUGUAAAUAUAACUUAUUCCUCUGAGCCCAGUUUUGUGGGUUAGGUAUUGUCGAUGAGCUUCGAUGUUUGUUACGUGCCGUUUUAAAUGGACUUCUGAGCAUUGUGGUAAAUUCCAGGUCAGGAAAAGCUUAGGAUACGUUCUCUCGUUUUACCACUUUUUUAUUUUUUAAUCCAGAGGUAGAUAUUCAGUGUUUUUAAAACAAGCUUCGUUUUCGUUUUCUCUUUUGAAACCAGUUUCCAAAAUGUAUUUGCCAAUGUGAACAGCCUGAUGACUCAUUGAGAACUGCUUUAACUUUUCUUGUGUUUGAUAUUGCUUUACUCCGUCGUCAAAGACGUCGCUCGCUCGAAUCAGUCGGUGUGUUUUCCCAGUCCUCAGAGGUUUUUGGACUGUCGAUGGCAGCGUGUGUUCACUUCCAUGUUUACGACUUGUACCGCUCAUUCCCAGAUCCUCAGUUGAGCCUGCCCGUCACUCUCGCUCACACACACACAUUCAUCUUCUCUCAGUAUUAUUGUUCUUGACGUCCUGCCUUACUGAUAUUUUGCAACCUUGUGCUUAUCGUUUUUCACGAUUGCUUUUUGCCAAAGUAUACUGCAGAAAAUUCUCACAUUUUUUGUUUCCUUACCUUUCUUUGUUUGUUUAAUAACAAUAUUUUUUUUUUUUUUAUUCCUUGAGGUACGGUAGUAAACUCUGCAAUGAACCAAAAGAUGAAAACUACCGAAAUACAAAGGAAAAACACUAUACGGUAACAUUUGGGAGAUUAUAAGUUAUUGUUUCUGUGCUCAAAGUCUGUUUUUAAUCCCACGUUAAUUGAGUUUUUAAUUUUUUAUUUCUAUUCCUCAUCCAUUCGUGCACAAAAUGCAUUUGUAAAUUUUUUUAAGCUACAUCAUUUUCUGAAAUCUCACAAUUCUUGCAAAUACACUGUAGUUUA